ACACACACACACACACACACACACGAAUACAAAGACACAAGCGAGUGUGAAAGCAGCGCUGGGGGAAGUAGAAUUUACAACAUGCAAGGCGACAUGAAGGACGAACGCUCUGCUCCGGGAAUCUCACAGCAGGUGCGUCAGGGCUGAAGCGGCACCUCACGGAGAGCAGGCUGCUGUUUCACCAUGUCCCUCUCAUCCGAUCAGCGCACUGACGAGACGGCUGUGUUGAUCUUGAAUCACACUGAAUGGAGAGCAUUGAAGUUCCUUUAAGAUGACACGGACGCAACCCCCUGAUAUACUGGCAUCGACUCUAUAUCGGGACAUUACUAUAAAUCCCAUCACUGACCACUCCAUUUCUCACCACUCCUCCCGGCAAUGUGACUUGAAAAUGAUUGACAAACAAGAAAUCAUCAACAAGAGACACUGCCGUAGCUUUGACUUCAUUGAAUCUUUGGAUGACCCGCAGUCCUUCUCUUCUUCAAUGGAGUACCCUUACAAGAGGGCUGAGCAUCAGACAUUAAACAAAGAGCUGAUGUGGGAUGGGCUAGAUCAACCAGGGCAUCUUCGCUUUUCAUCUCCUGAUUUGUUUAACACCAGGCAGUUUAAGCAGCAUGGUACCCAAGACAAAACCAGCCAUCUUACAUGGUCUGAUUCUAAAAAGAGAGCAAGAUCGAAAAGUGCUCCAAGAAUUAAGGCCACCCUCACUCCUGUGCCUAUUUCAGUGUCUCCUCCAGGAGCUAAGAAGGGGAGGGAUGCACCUCAGGCUGCAUCAGAUACCUUGAAGACGUCAGAAACACACAGAGAAUCCUACUCCUCAAACAGGCCUUUUUUGAAUGAGGUACAUCCUAUCAAACUACAGCCUCAUUCUCCCCUCUAUGUCUCAGAUUGUUUUGAGGAGGACAAGCCAGAUAAACCAGCCGUAUCCCCACAUGUAAGGUGCCGUGUGGACAUUAAACCAGAUGCUGCUGUACUGCAGCACGCAGCGAGACAGGUUCCCAAUGUACGGACUGAGCAUCUUUGGCAGAGAUAUUCACAGGCCAGUAGCAGUAGAGGUUUGUAUGUACCAAGGCAGAUUGUCUCCUCACCAACGCCCACUCCAAGCGAAUGCUACAGUGGGGAUUUUAGACAAGGAUACAACUAUACCACCAGCAUGUCACCCAUCUCUUACCAGCAUCUAGACAUGAAUAGAAUGUCUUCACCAACAGCACCAUUUCUGAGUCAAGAACAAAGAGCUUACUCAAAUCCUAACAUACCAACCAAAUUUUUUUAUACAGAGGAUGCAGUUCGUUAUCCAGUCCAUCCCUAUUCUAGGGCAUACUUUCAGGAUGAUCGGUCCAGUCUAACCAGCCACGGUAGUACAAUGACUAGUCAGUAUGAUCCAAGGACCCGAUGGGUGCACACCCUUCCUGUCAGGUCCUAUUACACUGACCACAGAGAGCCAGCACACUCUGUAUAUAGCAAGCCUUACGCCUCAAGUGAGGCAGGAUCAUACUUUUCUCACACUCCACUGUCGAGAUCUUACUAUGGAGAGGACAACCGGUUCAAUCCAUACCAUAUGAGUAGCUCAAGGUUGUUUUAUUCCAAACCAUUUGGCUCUCCAGAUGAGCAGUACUUUGCAUCAAGGCCUUAUCAUACAGAGGUUCGUCGACGCCCUCGAAUGUCCCAGGCCUUUUCAGAUGACUGGUAUCGCUCAAGUAUUUCUGGUUACUCUAACCAGUCAUCUCAGCACACACCACCAGGGGUAAGGCAAGACCCCAGUUUACCCCCAUGGUUUACUAGCAGCUGUGUGGAGACAAGUAGACUAGGAGCAGAGGCCAAAAACCACUCCAAGUCUUGGGACAAUAUUCUGUAUCCACGGCAUGACAGAGAGCAAUCAAUGCCUCGUGGGCGAAGCUAUGAGAAUCUGUUUUAUCAAGCAAGACAUGGAGCAUCCUCUGAUAUUACAUCUCAACCUGUUAUACUUAACCUCUCAAGUUCGCCAAGGCGCUACGCUGCCCUGUCACUUUCUGAAAACUCCUUGGAGAGGGGCUCCAGCAAUCCAUGGAGGAAUGCCAAAAGUGGGCACUGGUUUGUAACACCUGAGAUCACCAUAACAGACAAUGACAUAUGUACAGGCAACAACAAGCAGCGUGAUGCGCACUCUGUCAGCUGGGAUACAUUGGAUGUUGAAAAAACACAGCCUCCAAGAGUAUUGCUUCAGAAGCAGCCAUCCAACACAGCAGACAUUGCCAAAGACAGGAAACACAACAAUGUUUCCCUUCAGCAGAGUUUAGAGCAACUGGACGAACUCUUAGCUGAUUUGGUUGUUGAUUAUAAACCACCAACUACCCGAAAGUCAAGUGAAAACCUUAUAGACCAGCUAAAACAACUAAUUACUGAAGAUGAUGACAAAGACAGAGGAUCUUCUGGACUUGAAAACUUAGGAUGUCUGAAUGCACAGCUCCCAUCCUCUAAAUCCAGCCCUGACACAAUCAAAGACCCUGACAGUGGGUGUGAUGCUUUACAAAGAAGCGCAGAAGAAUGUUCUCCAGACCACAGCACAGAUGAAGAUGACACUAUGGUGUGUGCUAACAAGAAGUGCAACCGGAUUGAGAGCACGUUCAAUGCCUGCUUGUACUUCAAAUCAUGUCACAGUUGCUACACCUUUUACUGCUCACGAAACUGCCGCAGGGAUGACUGGGAAACUCAUAAAGUGACCUGUCUGUAUGGUCGUGUCAGCAGUGUAUGUCGACACACUCUUAGGUUUUGCAGAGAGAAUUCAGAGAUCCACAAAGCCUUCUCUCGCCUUGCUAAAGCUGGCUACCUCUCCAGAGGGAGAGGUGUUCUCUUUCUGGGUUUUGCUAAUCCAGAGACAGCUGACAACUUCCUGCAAGUUGGGCUUGAGAGCCUCCUCAUGUCGCCCACAUACUUAUCUCUCAGAGAGCUUGAUAGCUUCAAGGACAACCUAGGUGAAUACUGCAAGGAACUGCAGCAGGCAGGUAAUGAGUAUGACCCCAGUGAAUGUUUCCUUCUGAAUGUAUCCAUAGCUGUUGGCGAACUAGUGCCUAACAGACCUUCACCAAGGGUUCAAGCACCAACUGUUCGAAAAUAUGCAAAGGUGUCCUUGGCUUCCUCAAGCCCUGACAAAAAGGUACUAAAGAAGGAUAGUGAAAUGGAGACUCUCAUUCUCACUCCACCUCCAGGCACACCGGACAUUGACAAAGAGGGGGAGGAGGGAAGAAAAGCCAGAGAGGUGUGCUUUGUUAAUAUUCAGCGUGAGCUCAGAACCAGGGGAGUCUUCCUUCGUCAUGAGUACCCCAAAAUCUAUAAUCAGCUAUGUGAGUUUGUGGAGAGUAACAAAAGGUUCACCCCUACUACAAUUUACCCAAUAGAUAAGAGAACAGGGAAACAAUUUAUGUGCAUGAUUAUGGCUGCGUCCGAGCCAAGAACACUGGACUGGGUGGGUACCCCACAUCUCUUGGAUGAUAUUAUAUAGUACAGCACUAAAUAGUAAUGAUAAUGAUGUCAAUACACUAAAUGUACAUACUGUAAAUAUAAAAUGUGAUUCAGUAAAUUCAACAUUGAUAUGGAGAUAUAUGUAUAUAUGUGACAAAUCCCUCUUCCUGUCUGUCUCUUGCUCUUAUUUCUCUCACACGCGCGCACACACAUGAACAAACACUCACACACAUAGAGGCACACAUGCCGUAUAUCCAAACACUUUCAAAGGUUACCCUAUGUCGUUUCUGGCUUGUUUUGGUCCUGUUGCACUCAGAAGAGUUAAUUGCUUGCAUGCAGACUAGGCACAAACCCAGUUAUCCAGGUGUUUAAGAUGUGAACAUGUAUGAUCUGUGCAGUUCCUGCAGACAAUGUAUGAAGCACACAAUAAUGAUAUACUGUAUGUUUAAGUGCACAUCUCACUGCCUCCAGAUUAUAGUAGGCACAGCCAGGUCUCACAUUGUAACAGUCACCCACUGUUAAUUUCUCCAACAAGAGUUAUAUCAGAAAUUUAUAUUAUAGCUUGUUACAGUGGUUGUAAUAUUACAACAGUUUAGUAGAACUUAUGUAUUGUUUCCUAAGUAUACUGUAAUUGUGUGGGUAUUGUUUUUCAUUAUUGCGAAAUUAGUUAUUGUUUGAUAGAUGAAGAAAUACAAUCAGGUCACCUGUUUGUUUUCCCACUUCAUUAGGAAUUUUAGUUGGAACUUAUUUCAUGUCAUGAUAAGACUUGAUGUCAUUCUUGUAUAAAUUGCUUUGUUUGAAAGUGGCCUUCAGUUGAUGAAAAAAAAGUAUUUAACACAAAGCAAUGUAUAGAUUUAGCUAUUUCCUAAAGGCUUGACAGCUCUUGACUUGGGUUGUUUAAACUACCAUUGUAAAUGAACAAUUAUUUUGCUCAAAGCAUGUUAUUUAUAUUCAAGUAUUUUAAUACUGAUAUUGCUUAUAAUUAGAUUUAUUAUGUUGAUGAGAUACCAUUUGAUGCUUAGAAAUGUGAGAGGUAUUAUAUACAGAUAUAUUGAAUAUUAGAUCAUUUGAACAUCAAGACCUUAAGACCUUACUGUAACUAAUACCACAAUAUGUUUAAACAAUAUGCAAUAAAAGAGCAACCUUAACAUCUAUAUUGUAAAAUUAUAUUUUAUUUUAUUAUUAAUAUUGAAUAAUUCCUGGAAGCCAAGAGAAGCAAAGAUCAUGUUUGCACUAAAAAAUAAAUUAUACAAUAAAUAUGUGAUUGUUCCUAACAGAGCUGCAGCACUGAACACAGAUACAGGCAAUGGAAAGUUUUCAGACCCUUUCAAAUUUCCGUUUUGUUAUGUUUCAGACUCACUGUAAAAUGGAUUCACUUCAUUUUUUUCUCAUAAAUCUACAUACAAUACUCCACAAGUGAAAACGGGUUUUUUGUGUUUUGUAGAUUUAUUAAAAGUAAAAGACUGAAAUAUCCAAUUUGCAUAAGUAUUCAGACCCUUCACCCCAUAUUUGGUUAAAGAACCUUUGGCAGCAAUGACAGCAUCCAGUCUUCUUGAGAAUGAAACUGCAAGCUUGGCACCUUGAUUUUGGAAUUUUCUUCUAUUUUUGGCAGAAUCAUUCAAGCUCAACCAGGUUGGAUGGGGAGCGUUGGUGCACAGCCAUUUUCAGGUCUGUCCAGAGAUGUGCCAUUGGGUUCAGGUCCGGACUCUGGCUGGGCCACUCCAGGACUUUUACAGACUUUCCUGUGUUUUCUUGGCGGUAUGCUUUGGGUUGUUGUCUUGUUAAAAGUGUAAAUCUUCGGCCCAGCCUGAGAUCCUGAGCUCUCUGGAGAAGGUGUUCAUUCAGAGUUGUUCCAUAUUUUUCUGCAUCUCUCCUUCCCUCUAUCCUGACUAGUUUCCCAGUCCCAUGUGCAAAAAAACAUCCCCACACCAUGAUGCUGCCGCCACUGUGUUUGACUGUAGAGAUGGUAUUAAUAAGGUGGUUUCAAUACCUGGUUUUUGCCACACAUGCCGUUGGGAAUUGUGGCCAAAUAGUUCAUCAGAUCAGAGGAUUUUGCUUCUCAUGGUCUGAGAGUUCUUCAGGUGCCCUUUGGCAAACUCCCAGUGGGCUGUCAUGUGCCGUUUAGUUAGGAACGGCAUCCGUCUGGCUGCUCUACCAUUGAGACCUGAUUGGUGGAGUGCUGCGCUGAUGGUUGUCCUUCUGUAAGGUUCUCCCACCUCCAGAAUGGAACUCUGGAUCGCAUUUAUAGUGACCACUGGGUUCUUGGUCACCAGUCUGACCAAGACCCUUCUUCCUUAGUUACUCAGUCUUGCUGGACGACCAUAUCUGUGAAGAUUGUUGAUUGUUUCAAAUCUCUUCCAUUUGAGAAUGAUGGAAGCUACCAUGCUCUUGGGCACUUUUAAUGCUGCAGAAAUGUUCUUGUAUCCUUCCCCAGAUCUGUGUCUUGACACAGUCCUGUCUUGCAGGUCUGUGGACAGUUCUCUCAUGGUUUUGUUUUCACUCUGACAUACAUCAUCAUCAUAUGAGACCUUAUAUAGACAGUUGUCUGCCUUUCCUAAUUAUAAACAGUGCAUUAAAUUAAGCACAGGUGGACCCUAAUCAAGCUGUAGAAGCAUCUCAAUGAUCAAUAAAAGAAGCAGGAUGCACCAGAGCUCAAUUGCAGGUGUCAUAACAAAAGGCCUGAAUAAUUAUGUAAAUGGGAUAUUUCAGUCUUUUAUUUACAAAAAAUGUGCAAAACACUCUAAAAACCUGUUCCCACUUUAUCAUUGUGAUGUACUAGGUGUAGAUUGAUAAGGAAAAAAUUCAAUUGAAUCCAUUUUAAGAUGAGUCUGAAACAUAACCAAAUGUGGAAAACUUGAAAGGGUCUGAAUACUUUCUGUACUGACUGUAUGAUGAUAUGCUUGCUUCCAUUGCCACUGUUGACUAAUCGAAGGUUGCUCUUUUACAUGAUUAUAUAGCUAUCUUUGUGUAAGACCUUCCUUAACAUUCUAUUUUGUGAUGUUUAUAACCUAAAUAUAAAUAUAUAAUAAAUGGAAUUUAACGAGUGACCUUAUGGCUUUGCAUUUCUAUUCCAGCGUACAUAGGAUUGACUGAAUAUAAUGUAGUCCAGUACAACACCACCUUUAACUAUAACCUCAAU
Messenger RNA from Monopterus albus (swamp eel), 6574 nucleotides. Its product is annotated as un-named hu7912. Lineage: Eukaryota; Metazoa; Chordata; Actinopteri; Synbranchiformes; Synbranchidae. The coding region runs from base 272 to 3475 and encodes 1067 amino acids. The transcript has 2 exons. Gene Ontology annotation, cellular component: plasma membrane; apical junction complex. Gene Ontology annotation, biological process: cell-cell junction organization. The record is from RefSeq and is a predicted model, not a curated record.